GUCUAACUUUGUGAAGGUAAAUGGCCUCAUUGUAUACGACCCCUUUGUGUAAGUAACAUUUGAAUACAUCCUUCCUGCAGGUGAAUCUUACGAGUAGUUUAGAGACUCGAGAUUAGAUCCGUUACCUGUCAGUCACAGAAAUAGAACCCAAAACGUCAUCAACCCGCCAUAGACAGACAAAAUUAUGCAUUAGCCUCGUCUCUCGUAUUGGCCGGUGGCCACAACUCAACUCUCUCAUGGCUCUCGACGCGCCAUGAAAGCUCACCCAAACCUCAGAAUGGUGGCCCCCCUUCUCCUGCAUCUGUGCAACUCUCUCCGCCUCCAGGAAACUCACCCUCUUCUUCUCACUAGUACCCACCUUCUUCAUUCCUCUGCAAACCAUGAUUUACAAAUCUCUGAAAUUCCCCACCAAAAAACUCUCAGGAAACCACAAAACGCUACUGUAGGUCGAGCUUACUCAACUAGAAGUCAAAUGAAUUUACAGGUCCAAAGUGUUGAAAACCCGGAUAAAAGCUCUGUAAUUCUCUUUUGUUCAGACCCAGAAAAAAUAUCAAGAACUAGACUUUCUUUCGAUGUUCCUUUCACGAAACAAUUCAACUUGAAAACUGAAGCAUCUGGGAGUGCACUUAGAUCCUUUGUACAUGGGGGUUGUUCUUUGAAGAUUGGAGCAAAUUUAGGGGCAGGAAUCAAUGAAAAAAAUCCAGAAAAAGUUCUUGGAGCAUCAAAAAAUUUUGAAAAAACAGAGGAUUUCAUCAGCCUUUUCAACCAAUGUUCGGAAACUCCGAGCAAAUUGCCCCAAGGAAAAUUCAGAAGAGAAGUUCAAAGCACUUCAAACACAAAUCUUGAAAUUCAGGCCAAUUCUCCUGCCAAAAGAGCCCAAAAAAUCACAGGAACGAAUUCAAGAUUUCGUUCAAAUGCUCUUAACCCAGAUUGUGAAAUUCAAGCUAGACCUCAGCCUGAGAAAACCCAAGAAAAGGCGUCAUCAAUUCGUGCCCAAAUAGGCCAGCUAUGUAAAGAAGGCCAGUUAGAUGAAGCCAUGAAACUCUUUUACACUCUCUCUAAGCCAAACAUUGUCACGUAUAACACACUGAUUGUAGGCUUUAUAUGCAAUAGAUUGCCUAAAAAAGCUCUUGAGUUCUACUCUAAAUUAGUUUCCACUGGCCUGAAACCUGACCAUUAUACUUACUCAGCGGCCAUGAAAGCAUGCACUGAAUUGCAGGAGUUAAGAUUAGGUAUGGCUAUACACUCACAGAUUAUACUCAAUGGGGUGAACCCAAAUCAAAUUCUCUACAAUUCUCUGCUAAGCUUGUAUUGUAAUUGUCUGGACUCUCAUUCGGUUCAGUCACUGUUUGAUAAAAUGCCUAGAAAAAACUCAAUCACUUAUAACACCAUGAUUUCCUGGUUUGUUAGGAAUGAGCAAGGUUCAAAAGCUCUUGAGCUCUUUAAUUUCAUGUUAAUGGCAAGAAUCCAGCCGACUAUUGUGAGUUUUGUGAACAUUUUUCCAGCCUCCUCAUUAUUGGGAUUGGGUUUUAAACCAUUAGGCUCUCUCCAUGGGUUGAUCCUAAAGCAUGGGCCGAGCUAUUAUAACUGCCCUUUUGCUGUUAGCACCUUGAUAUGUGCCUAUUGUGAGAUUUCAGCCAUAGAUUUAGCAAGGAAGAUUUUUGAUCGGUUAUCUGAUAAGAAUGUAGAGGUAUGGAAUACCAUGAUCAAUGGGUAUCUUCAAAAUAACUUUUCUGGUGAAGCCCUAGAACUCUUCCAGCUAAUUCUUGUUUCCAAACUCAAACCAGACAUUGUGACCCUACUGGUCGGAUUAACAACCAUUUCUCAAGCUCAAGUUAUAAAAUUUGGUAGAGAAUUGCAUGCUUAUUUGAUUAAGACUGUUGAGAAAUCACCAUUGAUCUUGUCCAAUGCGCUAAUUGCUAUGUACGCGAGGUGUGACGGGAUUGAAAUUUCUAGGAAAAUUUUCGAUAGGAUGGUUGAAAGAGAUUUGGUUUCAUGGAACACAAUGGUAUCGGCAUGUGUGCAAAAUGGGUUUGAUCUGGAAGGUUUAGAGCUUGUUCGAGAAAUGCUAAGGCUUGGGUUCCAUCCUGACUCCAUCACUGUCACUGCCUUAGCGUCUGCAAGCUCGAAUUUAAGAGAUUCAAGGCUUGGGAAGCAAACCCAUGCUUAUAUUUUAAGGAAUGGAGUUGAACCUCUAGGGCUUGAAAGCUAUUUGAUUGACAUGUAUGCGAAAUCCGGUCUCAUUACGGUUUCAGAGCUAGUCUUUGAUAAAAUUAUUGAGAGAGAUACAGUGGUUUGGAAUGCCAUGAUUGCGGGUUAUGUGCAAAAUGGGGUGGGCGAUAAGGCCUUUGCCAUCUUUCAGGAGAUGCAAGAGCAAGGAUGCACACCCAACUCAGUAACAAUUGCCUCUUUGCUCCCUGUUUGUAACCUCACAGCAUCGAUCCGAAAUGGGUGUGAGCUCCAUUGCUAUGCAAUUCGCCACUUCCUUGAUCAAAACGUGUUUGUGGAUACUGCAUUAAUUGAUAUGUAUGGCAAAUGUGGCUCUAUAGCUUCAUCAGAAAAGAUCUUCAAUCAAAUGCCUCAAAAGAACACCAUCUCUUAUACUACUAUGAUAUCUUGCUAUGGCCUACAUGGGCAUGGCCAAAGGGCUCUAGAACUCUUCAAUCAUAUGCCUAAACUUGGGAUAAAGCCGGAUAGGAUCACUUAUGUAGCUGUGUUAUCAGCUUGUGCAUUCUCUGGGCUUGUGGAUGAGGGGAUGCAGAUAUUCGAUUCAAUGGUGGGUGAGAAAAAACCUGGAAUGGAACACCACUGUUGUGUUGUGGAUAUGUUGGGUAGGGCAGGUAGAGUGAGAGAGGCCUAUGAAUUUGUGGAAAAUAUGGGGGCAGAGGCUGAUGUGAGAAUAUGGGGUUCUUUAUUAGGGGCCUGUAAGAUCCAUGGAGAACUAGAGUUAGGGAAGGUAGUUGCUAAGAGGUUGUUUGAGGUGGAGAAAGGGUUGGUAGGCUACCAUGUAUUGUUGUCAAAUAUGUACGCUUUAAAGGGAAGGUGGGAGAGUGUGGACAUGGUGAGGAGAGGGAUAAAGGAGAUGGGGCUAAAAAAGGAACCUGGCUGUAGCUGGAUUGAGGUAGGGGGAUGGGUUCAUUUGUUUGUGGCAAAAGACCAAAAGCACCCUCAAUCUGAUGAGAUAUAUGGCAAACUAAGAGAUCUAGAUGCUGAGAUGAGGUUGCUGGGGCUGUAAUCAAGGUGCAUUAUAAUGAUGACCAGGGAAAUGGAAAUAGAUAGUGGCACAUUGAUGAAGCAAGUUGGGUUCCAUCUGCCAUGUAACUUGGCUAUGUGGAGCUCCUUAACGGAACCGCUUAGCUAGAGGUUUGAAUGUUACACUCAACAAGUAAGAAAAGGAUGCCUGCUUUAAAGUGCGGCCUUAAUUAAUCUGAGGUGGACUGCAUGUUGCAUCUCAUAGAGGAGUGCCUAUAAAUUCAACCUUGUGAAUUGGAAAAAAUGAGAGAAGGGUCAUGAAGACACCAAAAGAUAUUGAAUCGGUCUCCGGUGGGACAGCAUGCGAGAUGGAAAUCUUCUAUAUAGCAUUGAUGAUCUUAAAAAUAAUCUGUCCCUCUCCCUCUCCCUCCUUCCCUCCCCUAUUUUCUUUGCCUUGUACCUUAUUUUUCACUGUUGUACAAGUGGUACAUAUUGUUUUUGACAAAAUAAUGUGUUAAGUUUAACCCCUCAAUUGGAUGGGUAGGUCCAAAGUUGAA
Molecule: messenger RNA, 3749 nt
Organism: Amborella trichopoda
Lineage: Eukaryota; Viridiplantae; Streptophyta; Magnoliopsida; Amborellales; Amborellaceae
Product: Tetratricopeptide repeat (TPR)-like superfamily protein
Biological process (GO): RNA modification
Molecular function (GO): RNA binding; protein binding
Source: RefSeq, a predicted model, not a curated record